GGUUAGUGGAGUGCAGCCAUCAUUCAUGUUGUGUUUAAAUGUCUACAGUCCACAUUUUGUAUUAGGAAGGAUUGUGGUAUUAUGAAAAUACUACAGCCCUCAGAAGUAUCCACAUAUCUGCUGCAUUGACACAAUUACAAGUGAGUACAUGACGCUUUGAGUUAUCACCACCUGCAACAAUCUUCCACACAGCUCGGCGGUCUUGAACGCAGCUUGUAUCACCUGCAGCCAGCAGGACUUCUUCCUUGCUAAUGGGCGGUGUUAUAUUCUGGACAAGGAAGACCUGCCGCAUCUACUCCAGCCAUAUUCUACGCCUGUCAGUUUGGUGCCGAGCAGAGCAUCAUGGCGUUAUUGCUGUCUGAGUGUACAUUAAGUUGGAGGAGUCUGUGUGUGGAGUAGGAGGAGGGCUCGCCCUGUUUCUGGAGCUGACCGGCCUGCCGUCCUGAGAGCUGUCUGCAGCGAUGCCUUGGCUGAGAUGAGUGUGAAGGCUUUUGAGCUUGUCCCCGCUGUGGAGAGAGAUCUCCUCAUGGGCGACAAGGCUCGCAUCAACAUCGAGUGCAUCGAGUGCUGUGGGAAGCACUUGUACCUGGGUACCAAUGACUGCUUCAUCCACCACUUCCUGCUGGAUGAGGUCACUUCGCCUAAGGGGAAGCUGAGUUACUCGGCUCAGAAGCUGCUGCACAAAUACCUGGGCCUUAAGAAACCUGUUGCAGAGCUGCGCGCUGCCUCCGCUUUGGAGCGCCUGAUCGUGCUCUGCGACGCUAUAGUGUUCCUCGUUGAUAUGGUGACACUGGAAACGGUGCCCUCUGCGGCAGGAGGUGGAGCCAAAAUCAGAGGUGUGACGGCCUUCAGCAUCAAUGAGAAUCCAGUUAAUGGCGACCCGUUCUGCGUGGAGAUGGGCGUGCUGUCAUCCAAACGACGGACUGUGCAGAUUUACAUGGUGUACGAGGACAGAGUGCAGCUGGUCAAAGAGGUGAACACUCCUGAACAGCCCUGUGCUGUCAGCCUUGAUGGAUACUUCUUGUGCCUGGCCCUGGCUACACAGUAUAUGAUUCUGAACUACAACACAGGAGCCUCCCAAGACCUUUUCCCUUACAGCAGCGAGGAGAAGAAGCCCAUCCUGAAGAGGAUCGGCAGGGAGGAGUUCCUUUUAGCAGCACCAGGUGGUCUUGGUAUGUUUGCGAAUGCAGAAGGAGUCUCUCAGCGAGCUCCGGUCAGCUGGUCCGAGAGUGUCAUUGGAGCCGCCGUGUGUUUCCCAUACGUAGUGGCUUUGGAUGAGAGCUUCAUCACUAUCCACAGCAUGCUGGACCAACAGCUGAAACAGACCCUUUCAUUCAGGGACGGACACAUCCUUCAGGACUUUGAAGGAAAGGUCAUCCUGGCGUCCACUAAAGCAGUGUACGUCCUGGUUCCUCUUCCUCUGGAGAGACAGAUCCAGGACUUAUUGGCCAGUCACCGAGUGGAGGAGGCCCUCAUCCUCACAGAGGGAGCACAGAGAAAUAUUCCCAAAGACAAGUUCAUGAUUUUGCACAAACGAAUCCUUCAGCAGGCCGGUUUCAUACAGUUCGGUCAGCUUCAGUUCCUGGAAGCAAAAGAGCACUUCAGGAAGGGUCAGCUGGAUGUGCGGGAGCUGAUAUCUCUCUACCCUCUGCUGCUGCCAGCUUCCUCUUCAUUCACUCGCUGCCACCCUCCCCUCCAUGAGUUUGCAGACCUAAACCACCUGGCACAGGGCGACCAGGAGAAAGUGCUACGAUGCAAGAAAUUCCUUAUUACUUAUUUGGGAGAGGUACGAAGCACAGAGGUGGCUAACGGCUGUAGAGAAGACGUGGACACUGCAUUGUUAAAACUCUAUGCUGAGCAGGAUCAUGAUAGUCUUCUGGACCUGCUGGCUUCAGAAAACGCCUGUGUUCUAGCAGACAGUGUGCCAUGGCUGGAGAAAUAUCACAAAUAUUUUGCACUUGGGCUGCUCUAUCAUUAUAAUGGUCAGGAUUCAGCAGCACUGCAGUUGUGGAUUCGGGUCGUAGACGGGGAACUGCAGGACUCCACCAGAUCUGACCUGUACGAGUACAUUGUGGACUUUCUGUGCUCCUGCUCAAACCUGGACCUUUUAUGGAAGUAUGCAGACUGGGCCCUGCAGAAGGAUCCCACCAAAGGUAUCCAUAUCUUCACUAAGAGGCCUGCCAGUAAACACCUGACACAAUUAAACACUGAUGAUGUCAUCACUUACCUGGAAAAGCACAGCAUGGCGCUGCUCAUCUACCUAGAACACCUGGUGUUGGAGAAAAGGUUGCAGAAAGAGAAGUUGCACACACACCUGGCCGUGUUGUAUUCAGAGAGAGUUUUGUCUUUGCUGUCGGAGUCGCCAAGAGAUGAAGAGCAGAUCACCAGAGCCAGAGACAGGCUGCAAGCGCUGCUCAGGGAGUCUAAUCUGUACAGUGUACAGGUCCUUCUGGGUAAACUAGAGAACUGUAAACAGCUGCUGCUAGAGCGUGCAACACUACAUGGAAAACUGGAGGAGAACGAUAAAGCACUUCACAUUUUGGUGCACAAGCUCAGAGACUUCCCUUCUGCCGAGGCCUUCUGUAUAUGGGCGUCUUCUUCUCGGGACUCUGCGUACAGACAGCAGCUGUUCCACCUGCUCCUGGAGGUGUAUCUAAAGGGGAACCAGAUGUCAGCAGGAGGUGGCGAUGGAGAUCUGGAGAUGGCUGCUGUAGACCUCCUGAAUCGGCACGGGGAGGUGUUCGAUGCGGCCCAGGUCCUGCGUAUGCUCCCCGACGGAUGGUCUCUGCAGCUGCUGCGCCCCUUUCUGAGCCAAGCGGUCAGAGCCAGUAUGCACGCCGGUCGCACCUCCCAGAUCGCCCUGAGCUUGUCCCACUCUGAAAACCUUCAACUGCUGCAUGACAGGCUGAAAGAACGGAAGAAGCCGGUCUUUGUCUCUGAGAAAAAGGGAUGCCACCUGUGCCACAACACCUUCAGUGAGCCUGACGUGGUGUGUCUGCCGGGUGGAGUCCCCGUCCACAAGCACUGUGUCGCCCAGAGAGUAAGAGACUCUCCCACAAAGAGACAGUUAACGAAUAGCAGCAACCACACGUGAGACUCGGCCCCUCGAGCUACCACUCGAUCUGUGAUCAUAGGCUCCAAACUGAAGCAGGACCUGCUGGGUGUUUGGACCCAGGCUGAGGAGUGUGGGAGUAACGACAAGCACAGAACUAUUGUUGCCGCAGUGGAGUCUGCUGCGGAGCUGAAGAGAAACGCAAAGAAAGCUGUCCGAGUGUGAGUGUGUGUGAGGGAGAAACAGAUUACUUCAUCUAUUUAUUCCUGUGCUGCAGUUACACACAAGUUUUUAUUAAAGUCUCAAAACAACAGCUCAGUCACCCGGCCCUUCAGUCAAUCUAACUAAAAGAUCCCACAGGCUCUUGUGCUUUUAUCUGUGCUGCACGGCUCGCUGUCUUCGCUUGAACAGUUUCAAACCUGAACACAAGAAACUGCUCAACAUGCAGAGCACAAUAUUUGAACCUGUUGCAAAUAUUUCUGAAGCAUGCAUAGUAUUAGCACUCUAACGGUUCCAGCCACCCUGAUCACCUCAUAUCGCUGUUGUGAAAAUAUUGUCCUAACUUGCACAUUUCAGUGUUGGGUUUAAAUGUGAAAUACUAACAAGGCUCCUCAGAUUACUUCCUGUGUUCUGCUGCUCAAUUUCCUCCCUCUUAUCAUAACAGCACUCAAUGUUACAUUCAUCAUAUUACAGGUGACUCAAUUUGAUCCAAACUCAUUCAGAUUGACAAAGUGAGAGUUUUAAAACAUUACAUGAAGUCUUGUUUUCGAGUUUAACGAGGGGUUCAAGAUUCAGAAUGACCUACUAAACCAAAUCAGACACUUCUUUUGAUAACAGGCGAGGAGAGUUAUUGUGAAACAGGGUUAUGAUACAAGUGGGAGAUUUGUAAAGUAUCAUGGAUCAUGUGAAAUCAAGUUUCAUACACUUUGUCUGGUUUCAGAUAACAAAUAAAAUCAACUACUCCAUUCUGUUUAUUCGGCUUUGGUACAAUUAUCGACACAGAUCUCGAACCCGAGACAAAACAGGCUGGUGGCAAAUCUUUAUCAGGUUUUUGAGGUCCAGAAAAACAUCUCUCUGAAACAGAGGCAAGGGCAGAAUAUGAUGAGCUUAUUAUAAAUGACUUCAAUUAGGAUUAAUGCACUUGUUCUUGGUGAUGCAGGAGACAUGUUUACAUUGAGGAUGCAAAACUAGUGUUUCACCACUAGAUGGCAGUAGUGAGAUGAAAGUUGGACAUGUGGAACGGCCAGAAGUUGCAACAUAAUGCAUAAUGAAGGAUGCUCUUUGUAACCUUCUAAACAUCCUUAAUAUCACUAUCAUAAAUUAUAAAAUUAAAUGAAUUUAGUAAUUUUGAUUAUUAAUUAAACAGUGAGCAGAUUUUUUUUCUGAUUGACUUUAUCAGAACAAAUUGCCUCGCUGUAAAAAUAUCUUCCUUACAUUUUAGAAGGCAAGUUUGUAUUGCGAUGUGUGGAAAAAUAAGUACGUCAUAAUCAACAGAAUUAAUUUAAUUUUUUGAUUUAGGAAUUGAGGUUAAAAUUAAGCCUAUCUGAAGACUGUCUUCCCCUGAAAGAAACUGAAACCAGCUGAUUUUUAUCACAAGGCUAGUCUUCACACAACAUCCUUUAAAACUUACCUUACAGUGAGCUCGUAUAUAAAACAGAAACCCCUAAUGAAACCUAACCAUGGUUAUGUGAAGCUGCUGUACCUCCAUGUCUUUUUUUUUUUAGUGUGUGUAACUGAUUGUUGGUCAUUGAAAAUGCACACGCAGACAUUAAGUUGUAGAACUAGCUGCUUUGGGGGAAAACCAAACAUUAAAUUCCAUCUCAUCACGCCUCCUAACCUGAUUCUGAAAAGGAAAUCCAAAAAUCUGCCCUCAUGGACUCUAAUUGUUUGAUGUUACAAGUUUGUCUAUAACACCAAGAAAAUUUUGUUUUAAACUUCUUUACAGUCGUCUGACCUUCCUCGACACGUCACUGUUGUGAGUCCUGCUUGUUUCUCUGGUGCCUGUGCUGUUGAUGCUUUGCCUUGAUUGAAACCCAUUUCUAUAAGGAACUCUUUGCAAACACAGGACUAUUUUUCUAAUACGCAGAUCACGAUAAUAAAGAAACUUCCGGCUUGGCUCACUCUCCAUGACAGAGACUCACGGCUUCUGCGCAGCAUCUUCCUGUCUGAACUGUUUCAGUGUCGCUUGCUAAAAAAGCCUCCUCUCCUUGACUUUAUAUAAUUUCAAAACUACAGUACUGUUGUGUGAAAAAUACUAUUGUGUUUUAUAAAUACAUGUAUACUGGUAUGUAUAUACUGCAUUUGUACUCGUUUGUCGCUUUCUAAAUCAGUGCAAGGUGGAUGGGGUGUACAAACUGUAAAUCCGUCUCAUUUUAAUAAACAUGAAACUGUAAAUCAA
Molecule: messenger RNA, 5450 nt
Organism: Notolabrus celidotus (New Zealand spotty)
Lineage: Eukaryota; Metazoa; Chordata; Actinopteri; Labriformes; Labridae
Gene: tgfbrap1
Product: transforming growth factor, beta receptor associated protein 1
Exons: 13
Coding region: 476-3094 (872 amino acids)
Biological process (GO): vesicle-mediated transport; autophagy; endosomal vesicle fusion
Cellular component (GO): cytoplasm; membrane
Source: RefSeq, a predicted model, not a curated record